Molecule: messenger RNA, 20738 nt
Organism: Spirometra erinaceieuropaei
Lineage: Eukaryota; Metazoa; Platyhelminthes; Cestoda; Diphyllobothriidea; Diphyllobothriidae
Source: the annotation of a GenBank genome assembly
AUGGACGUGGGUGCAGCGGCGGAUAAAACCGAGCAUUCACGCGUGCCGCACAUGACCUGGCCACUGGAUCCACACGUGCGUCGCUUCAGCAAGGGGCAUCGGACCUCACGUAAGCUCUGGUGCACGGCAGUCCGCUCUUGUUGGUAUCAGCGCGGCCACUCGUGCAUAUUUUCGUCAGUCUUUCUAGCAAAUCUUGUCGGCUUAAUACUUGCGCCGCCAAUAGCUGGGUCCCUGAUUAUUAGUACGAGGCCUUUUGUCGAGUGGCUGAAGGCAGUUAUGGCUCAGGCACACACGCGCGCGCUGUGACUGACAACAACAACAACAGUUGGCUCAUGGCAUGAUGAACACAAAUGCUGUUUCGACUUCCGAGCUGUUUUUUACGCCCGGCCGGUAGUAACUGUCCGACUAAUAUUAUCGCCCUGAAUUUCGAUCUGGGACCUUCUCGUCGUCGGCCUCCGUGCACCAACAAGUGCCAUUCAUCACGCACCAAGAAGAUAAGCCUUCAGCCCAAGCCCAGUCUUAAGAAAGACCGAAAUAUUUCGUCACUUAGUAACUAAACGUACCAAAAUCCUUAUUAUGUCGUGUUAGUCCCAGAACGCGUUUAUCCGCUUAUAGCAGGAGAGGAUUUGUUAAAUUAGCGUUUGAGCAGCUUUGCUCUUCCCCCACGCAAAACCCACUAGCCUGUCCAAGCUUGUGGGUCAACUGAUGAUGACGGUGAGCGCAGAGACUGGCGUGGCGCUAAAGUUCCGUCUGCAUUUCCGACACGAUCUUGCCCAAAAAUAAAAACGGCCACAUCCCAUAAGACGGGUUUCGGCAAAAAUGAGAUAUACAUACGCUAAAGCGUGGUACCGCGCGUGUCGAAACAAUGCUAGCGGACUACAUUGCAUGGUUGUUGCGUUAAUGGCAUGUACUGUUUGUUUAAGUGCUGGCGCGUGCACACGAAUGAUCGAGCAGGUCAUGCAUCAUUUAUGUAUGUUUAUAUAUGCGUGAGGUCGGACAGUGGGCUGAUGUCUGGGAGAGGGAAGGGGAGUAAGGUUGACCCCGGAGACUCCGUCCUCAUGUCAGCCGGCGCAUAUUGCUCAAUAUAAACAAUCAAGCGCGCUUUUGAAUUACCACGGCACAUCAAAAGACGUGGCUCGGAAGGCUGCAAACUGACGAGAUAACUGAGUCCUCCUCUCAGGACGCAGAACCAGGCUGCAAUGGCUCUCUCUCAACGUGGUCUUUAUGGUACUCCAGUCAACUGGGUUCCGGCCGCCCCCCUUUGUUGGUUGUGGGAAAUCCUGGUUCACCGUAAGCUGACCAGGCGCGUGAGACAUUUUUAUCUCUGUCAGCCACCGCGCUCCAUCCUGCCUCCAGUCAUUUUGGAUCUGUUUUGAUAAACGGCUCACGGGAGGGUGAAGGAGCGAGUACAGCAGGCACAGCGCAAGUCGUCUAUCACUACAAAAUAAGCCACUCGCAAGUCGCCGUACCUGUGCCUACCCUGAUAUGCGACACAUGAUGGUCAUCGUUGAUAACAACAGUCGAGGUGUCGUGUGUGUACGGCUGUAGUGGGCUGGACGCUCGUCGCAGGUGUUUGGCCAAUCUACUUUCGUCGAUGUAACUGGAUGGACGUUGAACGACUUCACUGUGACGAAAAUGCCCUAUCGCAGAGAAACUGUCCGUACUUAUCACGUACAAAGGGGCAGCAUAAGCCAUGCUAUCUGGGCUUGUCAAUGCAGGCACAGACGCAGCUGUUGCACAUUCCUGCAAGCUAUACACGGACGGUCCCAAACAAAGUAUAUUGAUAAACCCGAUGUAUAUAUCUACAUCGCUCCGUCCCGGUACCCCGUUCUUAUCUGUGGCUCCAUGCGGCCAUUCUCAGCACAACGGCCAAACCCCGAUAACCUGCAGCAUGUGUGUUCCUUCAAACCGGGUAGUUACUGACUAAUUUCCAUUCGCCUUCCCCAGUCCCGAACAAAAAGGUCUACGUCAUUCGCUAUGGAAGUUCGCCUCGAGGACAAGGCGAUCACGUAGUUAUUUCUCUCGAUUUGCACUUCUGCCUUCUCACGUUGGCUGAACGAGAUAAAAAUGCCAAACUUUACCGACGCAUUGGCCUUAAAGGCUUUGUAAAUAUCCACCUCCUUUUUUAUGCGCUGAAAAAACCUUUGACCUUCAGCAGUAUCUCCCGUUGAGCUAUGGUGGAUGAUCAUCGAAAGAAGCAUCAACAUGCUCAGUAACCUUGGUUCUACAAUAACAGCACACCCAAAGAACGGCUGUUGCUCAUGGACUCUUCUGAAUUUAAACCUUCCAAAAAAACCUGCUAAACUGAGAUAUUAAUGAGAUAGACCUGCCACCCAUGCUCAUGAUAGGGUGUAGGGAGUGCCCAGCUGCGGGUUAACCGCGUAGGGAUGGCUAACGCAACAUCUGAGUGAACCGCUCUGAACAUCUGAAUUUCUGCAUGAUCCUCCACAGUCCUUCGCGAUUCACCGUGUCAGAGGCUUUCGUCAGAUCCACGAAGGUAGAGUGGAGGUGGGUCCGCAUCUUCUGGCAUUUCGUCUGAAGUUGGCAGGCGGCAAAGAAAAUGUUUGUGGUCCCGCGAUGACAGCGGAAGCCGCGCUGGCUUUCUGGCGGACGACCAUGUUUUAGGUGGUUGUUCAGACCGUUUAGAAGGAUGCGAGCAAAGAUUUUCCCGGCGAUGUCCAGCAAGUAGCUGCCUCGGUGGUUAUUACAGAGUUGGCGGUUUCCUUUCCGUUUGUAUAGAUGCACAGUUGUGGCGCUUUUGAAAUCCUGCGUAACUUUUGCUUGACGCCAAAUCUCCUGGAGGAGCGCAGUCAAAUGACCCAUGAGUUGGGGCACCGUGCUUGUAGAUCCCAGCAGGGAUGGCUUCCGAUCCGGGCGCUUUCCCGCUAGCGAGCUGCUGCAUGGCCUGAUGGUUUCGUGGAGAGAGGGCGGGAGGUCAAGGUCGACGUUGGUCUCCACUUGCGGCAGACGGACAGCGGCGGCAUCGGAGAUGGUGGAGGGGCGGUUGAGAACACCUCGGAAGUGUUCGGCCCAACGCUGUAGAAUUUGUCUUCUCAGUGAGUAGGGUACUGCCGUCGGUGCUGAAAAAAGAUGUAGUGCAUUUGGCCGGCAGACGGCAGACAGCUUUGAUCGCAGUGCAGAAGGUCUUCCAUUUGUUGCGGUCCACGUACCCUUGGAUCUCCUCGGUCUUGCAAGCCAUCCAGGCGUCCUGCAUCUCACGCAGUCGCUGUUGUUCAGGACGACGACUGCGAUAGGAGGCAGCUCACACACACCGUCGGUUUCGAUGGUGUCCACCGCGUGCUCCAAAGCAAGGCGGGACAGGGACGGUGACUUGUGCGAAAGUUUAGUUUAUAGUGAUAGUAGACUUGCACAGCAUCUAACGCGCUCUCCUCUCCCCCAACUGGACCCGAUUUCAAGACAGAAUGAAGAAGACCGGAGGUGGGGGCGUGCCGCUGGAUGGCACGGUCGAGCUCGCGCCUUGGCGUCCACACAGCAAAUAACCAUCUUUUGAUUAACAACAGCAAUGGGAGGUGGCAGGGGUCCAGUGUGCGCGACGUACGCUGGCAAUCGGGUCCGCCACCGCAUCCCCGCACCCAGAAAUUUUGACAUUUGUUAUGGUGCGCGAGUCCGAUAACGCCUGCCAGAAUCCGAUAUAGCCCCGUGUUCGUCCAGCGCAUCUACCACGUGGACCGUUUGGGGUGCGCACACACACCAGCAACGCAGCAUCCCACGUCUCUUCUGUAGCAGGCUUGCGUACCACGUUUUCAUCGCCGAUAAGGCGGACGAAAUCCCGCAGAGAGUCCGUUUCGUACUUCAACGACUCUCUGCAAGAAGGCGUUUCGUCGGACGUCCAUGUGGACCAACUUCCUCUGCACUUUAAAGGGAUGAUCAUACGAAGAAGUCAUCAAACUCGAGGGCACACUAAGGACCCUGGGUAAGUUGGAAUACAGCCAACACACAAUUCCCUGUAAUUGACAGGAAAUAAAUUAAUUUCAGCCAGUCUGACUUCGUAAGCUGAUGACCAAGAUUCUUGGCCAUCUUCGCGGCCCUCACCUGCUAAAAGAGUUAGGAAUAUUGGUGUAACCACAAGUGGGUUUUUAAUCCGUCUUAGUUGUUUUGAACAAAGAAUUAUUUGGAGGUGCAAUUGAACCCAUAGGGUUUAUAGACAAUUUCAUUUGCGAAGACUUAGUAAACUGAAAGGAAGUAGUGGUUCGCUAAUUGGUAGUAAGUCGCAUUUCACUUGGCACGAAGUCGAAUUCAGAUCUUAUACCGCACUUUUCUGAAGGUAUGGCCCAAAAUAUUUGUCAGAAAGGCAUGUAAAAUGACAAUAAAGUAGAGAAGCUGCCGCUCAAAGUGAUUAAGAGGGAAUGGCGAACGUUGAAGAUAGGAUUACUAGAGAAUCACCUGACAUAGCUGCUACUUAUUUAGAAGCGAACGAAUGCGUUUAAGGGCACCUUGCAUGGUGGAGAGUCUGGGAGCUCUUGGCAUCAGUUGCUUUUUGCUCUCUUCCUAUCUCCAACUAGGCUGCAGCUCAACUAAACUUCAUACAGAACUGCUCACUAAAUUCCGUCACAAGUUGGGCAGUGCAAGGAUGUUCACCGCCGAAUACAGUUAGAAUGCAUAGAUUUGGCAAAAAAGCGCAAUUUGGCAAAAACAAAAAGGAAAUUUAAACUGAAAAUUAGCAAAAAACGAAGAUCUACGCGAUUUUAUUCGAAAAUCGACGGAUAUAAGUGCUUAAUCUCCCAGGAAAAGACGUAUAAUAGUUGUUUUUGGCAGUUUUGAAUAAUUCAUUUGACCCAACGAUGUAAACUCGAUGGUCCACGCAAGCAAGGGCAAGGCUUGAGUACGACCAACGUUACAGCCACCUGAGCUAUGAGACCCACCCGUGAGCCAUGAAUUAAAUCCCAUUUGGGUCAGGCUACCGCGCAGCCUCUACAACGUAUGAAAUCCACCAAUUCGAAUGCAGCAAAUCGACUGUCCAAGCAGCAUUUCUUAAGUGAGAUACCGACCAACAUUUUUUGUUGGAAAUCCAACAGCUCAGCUUUCGAACACCCAGGUUUGGGCAAAUGCGUUCUCGAAACUAUUAAUUUUACGCUCUGAGUCGUAAUUUGACGUUUUCAAAAAUCUGACCUAGGUGAUGCCCUGGCCUACAUUUAAGAGGCCGACGCAAAUGAGGCUUCCGUCUUUUAUGUUCUUUAUAUUCGAUUUCGUUCUUAAAAGUCAAAUAUACCCUAGCUGGUCGUAGAAAUCACACAUUCCGCCUUCCGGCAUGCACGGUCGUUCAAAAUUAAUUGCUCAUUGUCAGCCAAGAUACGCGUUCCCGGCAGCUUAAAAAAUCUUGGAGAUCAUGGUCAAUAAUAAGAUAAUAUGCCACUUAAUAGACAAUAACAUACUGAGUGAGGCUCAGCACGGAUUCUUCAAAGCUUUGUCUUGCGACAGCUACCACUUCUAUUUCGUCGGCCACGUUGCACACUAUGGAGCCAAUGUUUUUCUCUUUACACUACCUGUUUCGGUUUUACUAAUACUCCUGUUCAAAAUUUUUUAUUUUAUCUAUCCUCUCGCAAACAUCGCGUCCAGAUUUUCCUUGUUAUCUCCAACUCACCAUGCACAAGGCGUAGAUUUAUUCAAAAUAACGUGCUCGACCUGUUCCUUUCUUUCAUUUCCGUCAAUGAUGCCUCAGAUUUAUUUCAGAAUUAUAGUUGUUUUCUGUAUGUUGAUAAAUUAAAAGCAAGCAUGUGUUUCGGUCGAUUUUAAGCCAUUUAUUUAGAGCUAACUGUGAAAGAUUCGUUGACCUCCGUGGAAUCUGAACCCACUACAGUAAAAUAAAGGCUUGAGUGGAGCUAAUAUCCUAGUCAUGUGAGCCAUAAGGUCUCACCGAGAACCGUGAGUUUAAUCAUAUUUGGGUCAAAUUAACCGCCCAACCUACUGACAGUUCGCCCGUCGCGUUCGAAGAUGUCGAUCUUGUGCCCCAUGGCAAUGUGAGAGUGGGAAAGGUGACUCGGGCGUGAGUUGGUUUAUAAUGAGGGAAGACUUGCGUGACAUCUACCGCACUAUCUCCUCCCCCUGAGUCAAAUGCCAAAACAUAGUUAAGAACACCUGAGGCGCGAAAGGGUGCAGGUGCCUGAAAUGGCCGGACCCGCAUCUAGGCGCGCCAACACACCGCAUGGUCCACAACAAACAUCUGACCAGGAUUUUAACAAACGACAAAAACGGAUCAGAAAGAGGAGAAUGACACAAACUACUGGGAAACCACACACAUGGCCUGGAUGCCCACCAGGAGCACAAGCGCAUCUACCGGCAGGGGACUUGGUGUGCUAGGUGUGUCGAUACUGCGCUCCGAUGUUAUGAAUACGCAUCCGACCGAGUAGGCCCAUAAGACGAAUGAGUGUGCGUGGAAACCUUGCCAGCACCAGUCCCGCCGAACCCCCUAACCCCCUGGGGCUUCAGAUAGCGACAAGGGUCUAUACAGGGACUGAAUGCGGGGUUGCGGUUUGGUUUUCGACGUAGCAGCAUCCUAUUGUCCCUCACAUGAAAAAAGCGCAGCGGGACGCCUUCUUUCCGUCUCUCCUCGCCCCCGUUUUAAGAUACCGACCAUGUUGCCCUCAAUAUAAUGUCCUACACAUGGCGCAGCGUAGCCCAGCAUCCCUCAUGUGACCCAAACGUAUGUAGACGUCCAAGUGCAUCCGCGCUUAACUCUCUCCAUAACGGCAUUAGACAAUAAACGCAAUUAAAUGACAAGAAGUAGUUUAUUGGUAACAAACCCUCCACCAAAGCACGCAGUCAACCCUCAUCGACUGUACCUCCUGCAUACAUCACUCUCAGUGGCCGUCAAGUUUAUUUCCCCGAUCGUUUAUUUACUCGUUUUUUCUAGACUUAUGCAUAGCCUCCAACGCCGUAUUACGUCGCCCUCCGGUCUUGACGGGAGGUACAGUGGUGAGGUAUCGGACUAAUUUGCCUUAGACAAUUUAGUCCCGCUUUCUUUGUUUGGGUUGCUUGUUUGAAUGUGACGAAAAACAACAUACCUAUACAACUCGCUUUGCUGGCCUGCUUAGCUGUCGCACUCUGUUAUCAGGUUACUUGACGUUCAGAAUUUCUAUAUUAUUCACCGGUCGGUUUUUACUUGCUGCCUUUAAUGCUAGGGACUCGUGAGAUAUAAUUUGUUAGUUCAUGAGAACAUUACCGUUCACGUCAAAACACACAAUAAAAUAGAAAGCGAUUUGAUAUAUGCAUUAAGUAAUUGUGUUAACACGUUUACUAAUGACAAUAGUUGACUAUUGUAAUUUUGUCGCCGCAGACGUUUUGCCGGAGUAAAAAAUAAUUGCCCGGUUAAAAAAGUAUUACUUCUAAUACAGUGUAAAUUCAGGAGACAGUAAAAGGAGAGAAAAACACCACCUCGUUGAAAAUGGUCAUUUCAACUUGUCAACUUGUGGUUACCAACGGGAUAGUACAUAAAAACCCUAAAAUGCGAAGGAAAAUUAUACUACUUAAACAGUUGCAAGUAACGACAUCACUAAAUGAAACGAUGUUUUUUUCUAUCCUUUAAACCAUUUCUAUGGCAUUUAAUAUAUACCUUCUAAGCUAAUAUUAUAUGACUUAUGAACACGAUGCUAUUGGUAACAUUAACGUACAGAUUAAGAAUCAGACUUACUGUGUCCUUGGACGUAGAUAAUGCUGGAAGGAGCUCGAAUCGGUAGUGCCUUUGGACACCAAAUGUAUUGUUGAGAACAAAGUGAAUAUUAUUUACGUACUUUCCCGAUGCUGUUCCGAUGUCUUGCUCUGCCGCCGUACUGGUCUUUUGACCCAUGAAACCAAUCGAUUGCACUUCUUCCAACUAGCUGCACAGCAUGGCCUCUGCGGUGUGAAAAAGAAACAGACUAACGACUAAGAAUAGGGUACAAUUGGAAGCCGGAGGACGAGCAUUUUUCUGUAGAACCACCCCAGCGGAAGUUGAGACACAAGGGCGGUCCUAACAGAGCGCUCAGAAGGUGCCGUACAAACUCCUUCUUAGUGCGGCCCCCCACAAUAGUAAGCUAGUUAACCUGUUAAAAGGAAAUAGUUACUUAAUUUGCAUAUAUACGUUUUCCCGCUUCCCCACACUGUGGCUAAGUAUGCAGUCUAGCGAGGAAGUCUUCAUACGCCUCAGUGGUGCACAAAGGCAGAAACACUGGAGAUGCUUUGGUUUGGACAAGCACUGCGGACUGAAGUAUGAAAUCCACAGAAUCUGAUACACCAAACUGACUGCCCAAGAAGGAUUUCCUAAGUAAUCAAUCAAGAAUCUGCCAGAUGAUAGCCAAGCUCACGUAAAUGAAUGUGAUUAAAAUCACGAUUCUCGGUGGUCUUGUAGUUCAGGUGGCUAGAUCGCUGGCUGUAUCCGAGGCUUCGCCUUUCUAUAGCGCUGUCGAAUCCCGUUGAGGUCGCUGAUAUUUUUACAGUUGGGCCAAGAUAAAUCUGUAGGUUUCCUGCCGAUAUAAACUAUCAAAUUGCGACCCUAUGCGCGGAAUUCCGAAAGGCGACCCCAAGGCUUUUGUCACUAGGGGCUGAACGUGGCGGCUUUUACGCUUUUGGCACGAAUACUCGGUUAAGAUUUUCGAUUAUCAUUAUCUGUCUCAUCUGAGCAUUGGCGGUCACUACACAAAUAUGCAGGAUUUAUUAAGAGUUUACGAAAAUAAUACCUAAAGAGUCUCCGUCGUUCAAAGCGUUGCGCCUGGUUUUAUCCUCCAGAAUCUUCAAGUUGGUAAUGUUAGAACUUACCUCCAUAAAAUACACCUUAGACUUGUUAUGGAAUACUGUUCAUUUUUACUUUGCUUUCUGUACGCUGGUAGUCGAAACAAAAUCGAAUUCGUUCGGCCUCUCCUUCUCACCUGAGUCCCAACCCUAGGAGACCGAAAUUUGACUUACCAGGUGAUUUAAAAUGACGCCCAUGAACUGGCAUGUAAUAAUAUUAUAAUUAUUGAUUCCCCGCUGCAAAAAACAUCCCUGUACAUUCCUUGUAACUGCGUCUGUCUAAAGAAGACCGAAUAAAAGAAAUUAUUUUUUCCUAACCUGUAUGGUAUUUCCAUGAAAUUAUCUGGCUGAGGUGACUUUAUGUCUCAUUCUGUGGAAACCUUUAAACAUCGUCUUAAGAGCCGCUUGCUGAAACAGAAAACGAACAUUGUAGCCACAUAACAUAUUAACAUUCGUUAUUAUGCAAUUUUAUGUUUGGCUCGAUGCGAUAAUUCGGCUUUCUUGUACUGUUGCCCAUACUUCUAAUAUACGUAUAUGUGACAAUCGGGAGAUCAAAGACGCAAGCCUAGUUCCACCAACUACGGUGAACUAAAACCCUCAUCGGGAGGAAUGAUGAACUCCGUGUUUGAUAUGAAUGGUACCACCGUGUUUUUUACUCAACGGAAAGAGGGCAUUUUUUAGUUCUAUGCUAUGUUGUUCUACAUGGUUUUAAUGCCUUUCUGGAUCUUGUGCGUUUUUCGGUACAUUGGUUUCGUUUUUGUAAUUAAUGCGCAAACCGUGUCUGGAUUGUGCCAAUCAAGCUGUAUCCUAGACUUCCCGCAAACGUAUCACACGGUUAUACAAAAUCCCAUCAAGAUUGAACUCUCUUCCCAGGCAGAACUAGAAAGAGCCAUGAAAUGUUAGGGACAGACAUCAUAAAGUACUCAAACAUUAAAGGGAAGUCAGCAGACAAAUAAAUUCCAGUUGUUAAACACCUUUUAAAAAGUAAGUCUAGCCACUGUUGUUUAUAGGCUACGGUACGGCAUCCCUUCGAAGAUCGGAGCAUGAGGCAUGGCAGGAAAACGCUGUUGGAAUUUGGUCGGCUGAGUCACUCAACAGAUUAACUACUUUUCGCGUUAAUCUUACAAAAGACAAGGAGGGAAUCAGUGAAUAUAUUUAUAGAUUAAUGAAGUGCGUCACCCUCACUGUUUUGCUUAGGGUCUUCAUGAGCUCCUUGUAAGCUCUUUACAUAUUCGAACUUCCAUUUUCAUUCAAAUUUGAUUUUUUGCCAUCCUAUGUAUCCAACAGCUCUUCCCCCUUAUUCUUGCGCCAAUCCAAAUCAGACGACUUUAACUGCUAGAAAUAGACUACGGGUGACACAGUGGGCUGCACAAUAGUUUAUAAAUGUGGAAAUUUCAAACUUUAAAUUUUCGUUUUAAUCCUCCACUUACAAGGACGUUUGGGGUCCUUUAGUUUAGAAAGGUUCACCUCUCACCUGUGUCAGAUUCAAAGGGGAGGUUGUGUAUCCAAUUAAUAAAGUUCAAUUUUCUGCAUGGUAUAGGUGUAAUACAAAAUGCAGUAUGAAUAUUGAUGUUGUUUUUAAGACACACCGUUUAUCCUCUGGCAGCUGGAGCGUUUAUGACCCCUCUUUUUUAUCCUGUCAUGCACGCCCCUGAAGGCAUUCUUAAAUACCUACUCUUCUUUCUGUGCUGUCCUCUUCUGUCUUAGAAGACGUCAGCAGAUGUAUUGUGUCUGUGAACGUAUUCCUUCUAGCUGAAUUUCCACAGUGAAAAAGGAUGUUUAGAGAACUUAACUAUUGGAAGGACUCUCUAAGACUCUCUAAGACUCUAUCUAAGAAUAGCUAUAUAUAUUUUGAAGGAUAAACAUAUUUUGAAGAAUAUAUAUAUAUACAUUGUCAGAAAGGAAUUGGCGACAUUGCUUGUUGCUAUUUACGGCGGUCCAACCUUUAACUUGUCAUGUGUACUCCAAAAUAAUAUUGGUUAUGCGAGGGAACUACUUUAACUGGUUGCUUACAAUUCCUAGUUAAAGUUUGCAUGAUCGGGAAAAAAAUAAUGUGCAAUGUACUCUAAAUUUGAUGCUUGCUUAGGCUUCUAGCUUAAAGGCGUAGUAAUUCAUAAAACAUACUUUCUUUACUGACAGAACCAUAUGGUUCAUGGAACAAGUUGUAAACCAGUGGUUUAACGAGGUCUCUGAACCGUACGUUGAACCGUUACUUUUAAAUGACUAAUAAACCCUAGGUGAAAUGCCUGCAGUUCGCUCUAAUGCUUACCUCAAUGACAGAGGAUGAAACAGUUUAAAUAGUCGUCUACAAUCCGUCACACUCAUUCAGUGCAUUUUGCAAGUUAAAAAAAAAACAAGAUAAUUUGUGCUCAGAUUACAUUCUUUUGUUUUCUUCAAGUUCAGAUUAAGUUUUUAUUUUUAGAUCAUAUUUUCGGUUCGCUUGUCAGAUGUCACAGAAAAUCGGUAAUAGUAUGCAAUAAUCACGUUUGGAUUGUCUCAUUUUGACUUUUACUUUUGCCUUAGUUUUUAAUAUUUAAAUAUUUUGCUGAUUUUGCAUUUGACAUGCAACAGCUCGACAGUUUUAUCACAUGAUUUGGUUUUUUUCUCGAACACGACAGGAGCUAAUCUUCAUACUUCCCUAUGCAAGUUGCGGUUCUUGCUUGGAAAGUGGCGCGGCGUCGGAAUCGGAAGAGGUGGACCGAGCGGCCAAUGGCCAUAUGAGGAGUUCCUUGAAAUAUCUACGACUGGUCAGCCGUGGAUUUCGUAUGUGUAUGUGCUAGAAUUUUGUCAACAAUUGAUUUGGCUGCAAUCAUUGUAUUUUCCAAAUAGUCUCCAACUAAUGUACAUAAAUAUUUUCAAUGCGCAUACCUUUUUCGCUAAAACCAAUAGACAUAUGUUGAUCUGAGCUUUCCUGCUCCCUGAUAGCUCAUGUGUCGUGACUGAUGAUGUCCAUCUUGUACUCCACAGCAGGAUUAGAACAGGGACGAUGACUUGUGUGUGAGUUGAUUUAAAAUGAUGGUAGACUUGCGUGGCACCUACCGCACUCUCGCCCCCUCCCAAGGCUGAACCUCGUGUCAAAACAGGGUAAAGAAGACCGGAGGCGGGAUAGGGUCCAGGUGGCUGGCACGGCGCGAACCCGCACCUAGGCGUGCCACCACACCCCCUGGUCCACAACGUACACUGAGCAGGGUUUCACGUUGGAAAGAAGGGGGCGGCUCAGAUCCCACUAAAAUGCCACAUUUAACAAGAACCAUUGGAGCCUGACUCUCAGUCUGCCAGUUGGCCACUGGGCUGACUGAAAGGUCCAAGUUAUUCACUCAGUUGGUAGUAUUUCAAGCCACGGCUUUUCGAGGUCCGUGAUAGAUUCAAGCGCGUCAGAUUGUUUACCAUGAAGAAAAUGCGCUGAGAUGACGAGCUCGUUCUCUUUCCCAUUCCCAGACCCCAGCCACUGUCCGAGCCGGUCAGUUAUUUGGUGCGGGGAAUGGGCGUAGUGACUGACACAGCAACUGACCUCGCCUGCGCGCGCCGCAUGCACGACCCGGUCCUCCAAACACAGGCACCAGGAUUACACACAAGGGAGGUGGGCGGCAUGAAUCUCACAUUCAUUAGAGUGCCGGCGGUCAUGUUAACAAGGAGCCACUGCAGUCUGGAUCUUAGUCCACCAGCUGUCCACUCAGCGCAAACAUACACUGGGCUGACUGUGAAGUAUAAAAUACAUCUUCAGUUGGCAACCUUCCAAGCCACGGUUCUUUGUGCGCCGUGGUAAUCCCAGGCUCGGACUACUCAUGCAGCAGAGGAGUCACGUGAAAAAGGAGCCAAGAAACUCACUUCCCACUUGCAUGAAAGUUGCCAAUUACGUGCUGGCGCCAUAUUAUUUUGGGUGUGGUCGUGUGUGUUGUUUAUGCUAACGAGGAGAGAUGUGGUGGUAUGGUAUAGCGGGCGUUUUUCCACUGGUUUUCAUUAUGUGUGAGUGAAUGUGUGUGCGCUAUGAGGGUGGGUGCGACGAGUUUAUUUCGGAACUUCGGGCCCUGGUGCACCGGUCACAAUGUGAUGGACUCGCAGGUAACCGACCAGGCUGAUGCGUGAGUUGAAUGUGCAAUCACAAUGUUUACGGGUUGAGGUCGAGUCUCCAUUGCUGAUGGUGGGGACUGUAGUGAUGAAAGUACUAGUUGACGGGAGGUCGGGUGUCGUCUCAUCUUUGGUGGUAAGAGGAAAAGUGAUGGUGUUGGUAGAGCUGGUCGCUGUCAUUGACGCAGGGUUUGGAGCAGGGAGGAUGGUGCCGAUAAUCGAGGGCGGCGGAACAUCGGUGUUGUGAUCAAAGGUGAUGGGUGUAGUCAUCGUAGGGUUUGAGGCAGGGCUAACAAUAGGAGGUUUUCGUUGAUGAAUGUUGCCGGGUAGUUACAUUGCGUUCAAAGGUGUCCCAGCGAGCUCAAUUUGCGCGCAGAAUGUGCGUUGACAGCGUGAGCAUGGUGGAAGCGGUUGGCUAUUGAGGUUGUGAAUCCGAGGUGCUUGUGACUUGCUAGUUGCCCUUAGACUUUAACAGUGGGAUAUCUGGCUUGCCUCGUAGAUUGUUGCGCCAGUCUUCACGGCUCUUCUCCAGGCCCUUUCAGGCCUCCGGCUUCGUAAGCAGUCGCUUCAGAAAGUUCUUUAGAGUAUCCUGGUAACGUCUUUUCUGUCCUUCCUGUCGAUGAGCACCCGUAGCGACAGCAUCGUAGACCAGUCGUUUGGGUGAUCGCUCAUCGCUCAUUUUCGCUAGAUAGCCACUCUAUCGCGGUUCCGGUUGCCUCCGCGUGGCGUCGAGGCUAAGGAGUCCGGUACGUUCCAGGACUUACGUGUCCGGGAUCCUGUCCUGCCACCGCAGCUUCUGGAUACGGCGGAGGCAGCGAAGGUGGAAGUGAUUGCACCUCCUGGCAUGGCUGGAGUAGACGGUCCAGGUCUUCGAUCCGUGAAGAAUUGUCGUCAAUACGACGGCCUUGUACAUCUUCAGUUUGGUAUUCAGUUGGAAUCGUGGCGAUUCCAUAUGGAGACUUGCAGGCGGUCGAAGGCCUGCCUGGCUUUGGAGAUCCGAUGGGCAACCUCGUCGUCGAAUUAUUUGCCGCGCAAGAGUGUGCGUCCAAUAUAAGCGAAGUUACCCACUGUUUCAAGUUAUUUGCCGUUGGCAUUGAUUUGAGGAUUACCGUAUUCCGGACAGAAACAGUGCCUACCAGUUGAGACGCAAUACGACAGUACGUUAUGAUAAUAAUGAGAUUAUCUCUUGAAAACUAGUAAAAUCAGGGACUUUUGCCCAUAAUGACAUUUCUUUUAAAAGUUUUAUUUAACCUGAAAAAUUGGUGAAGAAAAUAUGUCAACUUUACAAAUGGAUUGCUAAAUUCGGUAAAUCUAAAAUAAAUGCGCAGAACGGGUUUCCUUUCCCAGUGCUGUUUUUGGGGUAUCUUGACAAAUUGUUUUUUUUAGUUUUGUGUGACCUUUUCAUUUAAGCAAUUGUUAAACAUAAACUUUUAGGCCGCAGCUGAAACUUAAACUAGUGAAGGCAGAGUCAUCUUUAUUUUCUCCAACCAAUAUACCUAGUGGGUUUAGCAUUCCGCCGACACUUUCUCAUUCUGGUCACCAAAGAAUAAUAGAAAAAUUUGUCUCAAGAUGUAUGUUUGUACUUAUUCACCAAACAAUGCUCUGCUUCAAAAUGGGCCCCAGAAAUCAUGUUUACAUUUAGAUUGAUCGAAGAAAAAAGAUGUGCUUAUAUUUAGGGCAUUUAGAGUUUUCAACCAUUUGAAUGGAAUGCUAAAGUAAUGGAAAUUCGACUUUAUCACUUUUCCCCAAAAUUAAGCGGAAACGGUAUCAAAGAUGGCUCCCCCAGACACUGCGAAAUGGGCUUCUUUAGAUGCCAUACGGACGGCCAUGUGUCAAUGUGCCUUACGGACACCCUUGGUAUGCCUGAAAUACGCAUCUUACGUAUUGACUUUUUGAUGCCAAACAUUGAAUUUCCAUUUCUUUGUGUUCGUUUAUGUGCGUAUGCCAACAUAUCAAAGCGAAAUGACACGAAAAUAGCGGCGAGAUACUAGAAACAACCGGCAAUAUAACAACCUAUUACCCUCCAACCACCAUCUCUGCCGUUUUGAGCCGUUUAAACCACUAAGUUUUACCUAGAUUGCCAAACAAUGUCACUUAGAAAAAUCGAUAAGGUUACUGUCUAAUGGACACGGAUUUAUUCUGAUUUUUUUCACAAUUGUCAAAAGUGGUCGCGAAGAAAGCUCGACAAAAGACAUUCUGUCCUUGCAACGUGAAAUCAUGGAGCUGUUCGUGCCCCGUGCUAUAGCAUAACGCACAAGCGGGCGCCGGGUGCCCAAAUGUGCCUUUAUUUUCACCACAGCAUGCGAAGGACUGGGUUUUGCCAAAAUGGUGUUCGUUGACACCCGCUAUUUGCUGGAACUUUUAGAUUACCAGAUAAUACACUCGAUAAAAGGUCAAUUAUAAGCUUCUAUACAAUGCUCAAUAUCGGAGACCCCUACGAGACAACUACUCGGAAAUAAACCAAGAAAGUGACCCAGAGUGUGUUUUUUAAAGAGUUGAUCGGUACCAGAGUUAGGCUUUGCGUUUCUUAGGUGCUUAUUUGAUUAUUCAUAACUAGAUGCCAGUAUGUAAGUUGCAAGCGCUACCGUAUCUGCUAAACGAAUUGUCAGUAGAUGAAAUGACAUCAGGUUGACUCCUAUGUCCGUCCAAAUAUUCUUUGUCUUAUCAACCUUAAUCGGCAUCUCUCACUUCUGCACUUUCAACGGUAAUAACGUCUGAGAAGGACUGAUUUGCAGCUUUUCUGAACAUCUAAUAAUAAUAUAGCACCGUAGGACAUGAUUGUGUAGUUCUCAGAUUCGUGUUCCCCCUGGGCGAUCUCGACUGGGUCAUGCGAUAGCCGAACAACAGCCCGUCCUUGUGCAUCCUAACCAGUUUUCAACUAGCAGCCUUUUUCCGAACUAUCAUUGCGGUUGAUAGAGGUCGAAUGACUUCUUGCCGUUGAGUUUGCAUUUUUCAGCCGCAUUAUCUGAGUGGCCAUGUUUGUGACUGUCACUCAGAAGAACUCAGGAAAUCAGACCGUCAGUUUUAAGAGACCUUCAGUCUGCUUGAUACUUAACCGUUACCUACCUUAGAGUCGUUAAUUGCCCCAAAAAAUUCCAUAUGGAUAUUCAUUGUCCCUGGAGAAUUCUCAGAGUCGACAGUGAUUGACCUCCGGUAUAAUGCAGUGAGGUUCCUGUACAUGUACGCAGUCAACUAUGUGGUGUAGCGAGUAUUUGAUGUGGUGUCAUAUAAUUUGUGGUUAAUUUGAAGGUUUUCUGAAAUUUGUUGUGCCUUACAAAUCAUAGAUUUGGCAACAAGAUACGCAGAUCUUGAAAGGGAGCCAACCACCUAUUUCUCUCAUUGUUGCGAAGUGCAUGUGAGAAAGACUGGAUUUAAUUGAUUUUGAGUUUAUAAUCUCGCAAAACCCCCUUUGAGGAGCUUGGAGGACGACCACAGUUAUCAGCCCAUAAAUCGGAGGACCAAUCGACUUUCCAUGACCUGUUGUGUGUGGUCUCAUCAUACUUAAAAAGAAGACCUUAGUUUGUUCUUGAGAUCCUGUCUGUGAUUUUCCUGGCAGCAUUUAAGCGUCGGGCAUCUUGUCGUUUCCGUGGACUGACAUGAAAUGACUCCACCAUCUCACACGGCGCAAUUUUAGCGCCUUUGGGACGACUCCGGAAAAGGUCGACUGCGUGUAUCGUCAUUCGGGAACCUAGUUUGCGAUCACGUAGCAAACGUUUUCAUCAGAAAGGAGCCAGAACGUCCACAUCCUUGAAGGACUUCGUUACCACGCUAUAGCUCAUUCUGUGAACUUGGGAAGAAACGAGUUCUCCUUUGUGAUGACUUAUGGUUGGCCGACUCGACGAGGGUUUUACAAAUGACGCUCCGCAUUCUCUCAGCACACAGCCGACUUUGUGGUUUUUAAUAGCAGACUUGAUACCUAUCCUGGUGAAAUCUGUCUCCUCAGAUCAUAGAUGGCAGUCACAUUUUGGAGUCUCAUGGGUACACACUCAUAACCCUGUUAGUAUAUUCCCCUCGGAAUCGAGUUUGCGAACUUGAUGCAAAUUCUUCGGCAUAUACCUUCGCAGAUUCUGUUUAAACCUUGAUAUAAAUAUUUGAACUGCUGUCGAUCGGUUUCAGCGAAAUAACCGCGGAAUAUUUACAUCCCGCAAAAAGCAGUCAGUAGUGUAUAAAUACUGAUUUACUUUCCAUACGCCAAACACGGGUGUUAGCUAAAAGACCACACGUUUCGCCAUUUUAUGCCGCCUCCUAAUGCAACUGCGAGGGUUUCGUCUCGUCAAUGAACCUUUCUGAAUACCCCGUAGGCUGUAGUGCGAAGUUGAAAAAACAGUUGUCUGAGUUCAGGUUAGUAAACGUAAGAGAUCCGGACUGUCGGUGUUCAGGGCUUGCCGGAUCCGGUGAGCCCCGCACAUUUGUCAUAUGUCUGUGCGUUUAUCUACCACCCAUCCAGGGAGCGGCAUACAUUGUUAAAUACCUACAAGCCCUUUCUUUAUGAGCUGGCUGAAUAGACGAAUUUCCCCUAAUAUGUUUAUUAGAGACACGCAUCUUCGUCAGUUCGUUCGGAUACUAAUUUCCCGCACACCUCUGAGGAUAAAGCAGAGUGAAAAGUUUCUCAAACUAGCGCCACAAACCCUAUUUUCACCCCACUUGUCGACAAGGUUGGGAGAGUAUUCUCCGGUGUUUUCAGUGGAGCUACGACAAUAAGAUCACACUAAAUCUAUAGGUUAAACUGAUUGUAUUAAUCGAUAGAAAGGCCAUGUACUUACCAAAAUCUGUAAUGCAACGCCACUAUUUUACUGGCUUUCUUUACCUGAGCAAGGGCUAUUUGAGAAACAAUAAGCCCGACCUCUGACUUCCUUUGAUAGAGUUUUGCAGUUUUGGAGGAAAGUGUUGCAACUUUUUACGGAACAAAUGAACUUUGCUAGAGUCGCGAUUUUGACUUUUUAAAGAAACGUAUACACUUUCCCUAGGUAAUGCAUACUUGCUAAUGGGCAGGCUGCAGGAGGACGAGUCAGCACCCUCAACGUUCACUCUGACGACAGAAUCUGUUGUUUCUCCCUUCUUUGGUAGACAACCUCGCGUGACCAAGGUUAGUUAAAGCCCUUUAGAAAAGCAAGUUACAGGCACAUGAUUUUUGUUUUAGAAUUAUUUGAGACAAAUUCAUUUUACAGUUCCUUUCUUAGCUUUGUCUGCACCUACAUAUAUGUUUGUGUAUCGAGUGUGGCGGCAAGCCUUGGCGACACGCCGGUCGCGCCAGCCACCUGCUCCCCUCUCCCUUCUUUGGUAUUGUCGACUGUGUAUUGACACAGGGUUUAGGUAGGGAGAAGGAGAGAGUGCGGUAGAUGCCGCGCAAAUCUACUAUUGCCAGGUCUUGCGGCAUGCGUGGGUAACCCGUUUUACUUUGUCAGCCGUAGCGACCAAACUCACCCCAGGUUGUCUUUUCAUCGGAACCAGGUGGGUGGGGAAAGGGGAAGUUACGUAGUUGCAGCGCAUGUGAAGUCCGCCCCAUUAAAAUAAAUUUACGUGUAAGCUAGCCCCGCGCCCACCGUAUGGAGAAGCGGAAGACGUCACUUGCAAUGGUCAGACUGUUGUUCGUGUGUUUUAAAACAAUAUGUUCGCAGUAUUAAAGAAAUGCCGCGGAGUUAAUUGCGGGAGACACGACCUUCUUAAAACCAACUCGGAAAUCUUAAUGUAUCUUUGAACCCCUAGCUGGUUUCUUUUUGGGAGUAUGAUGGAACCAUUUUAAAACUGGAAAAGUAUGCAUUCCUGACUGUUUCGAUGAGCAGCGUAAGCUCUUUGCAAAAAGUCGAGUUGUGCUUAUGAAUUUUCAAGCCCGUGAUUCCAACCUGUCGUCAAACAGAGUACAACAGAAGUUGUGGGUUUACCACACUAGAGCGAAGGCAGGCGGGAAGCUUUAGGAGUGGCGGGUGCAGAACGCGAUGUUUGGAUAAAAGCGUGAUUGUACUGACGGAUUAAAAGAUUGGAAGAGAGAAUGCCGGCUCAGUGAUAGUCUGGAUGACUGGACAUGGAUUACCAAUUGCCGUUUCACGGUGGACGCAGAGGACCAGUAAGCCACGCACGUGGGCCUUAGUAGUGAACGUUCCGGUCGAUACUGCCUGUAUUGGUGGCACCGAGUCUCAAAGGGACUAUUUCGCCUGUUUUUGUGUUUGCCAUGACGAUCACUUCAACAUCGUCUCAUUGAAAGCGCUUGUCACUUUUGAGUGCGCGCACAAAGAGUGACGACGGGCCAUGCCAACGACAAUCGACCUGCGUUCGUCUGAAUGAGACCCCAGACUGCCAAUGUAAAUGCAGGAGCCAUUAGUGUAUUAAAUAAGGUAAACAGCGUUGGCCCCCUUGUUCCUUAGGAAUGGUAUCCGCUAACCGAGAAAGGGCUUUUUGAAAGGAAAAACUAGCUUGUGGACGGUGCUGAUACCAAACCGAUUUCAAUACCGGACGAUCACUUCAGAGUUUCCUUGUCCAUACGACAGGCCGUAGAAUUUUUCAGUGUAAUUCCUCCAUUAGGAAUAAUGCCUUGUCGCCGAUUCUGACGUCUGGGAUUGUUUUUCUUCAAAAAAAGUGAUCGCAUGUACACUGAACUAGAACAACCGAUAACGUUAAGCCAAUUCUUCUUAAGUUAGGUCGUCUCAGUGCAGUAAAUGCCCAGCGAAAAGAGCGGAGGCACAUCUUUUGUCGACUAAAGGUGGUUGCUUCCGUAAGUGUGUAUAGUCACGCCAUCGGAAAUUUUCCUGUAUAAACAUGCUGUACACCUAUCGUCCGCCAGUUUUCGUAUAGUUAUGAGAGCUAGAUACGGGAGACCGUUUUUGUUGCAUUUUGAGUAAGUCUGAUGCCUAGAAAGGUAUUACCCGGCCUCUGGUGCAAUUGUAAGACUUAGAAGUUCUCUGCUGAAACGACAGAAUAGGGCAAAUUUACACAGAACUGUCUCGAGUGUAUCUUGUCUCGAUUCAGCCAACCACAGCUCUGCGCAACGCACAGGUGAUCCGCAGACAGGAUCUACCAGAUUAGUUAUAGGCGUUUCAUCGAGCCGAAGACCUUCAGUAGCUUGCCACCUGGAAUUCUCUAUCGCUGUAGAUGUGGCAUUAAUUGAAGCGGGACAGCGAUCUAUUGGUUUCCCAAUCCGCUGUCAUAGCUUGGCUGAUUAUGGUCUGGCAGGUGGUCGUUUAUUCGUAACCUCUGCCACCCAUUCGGGGCCUGUUUGCGUCCACCAAUCAGGUUACGGGUCAUGCUCCUCACGUUGUGCCUUGGGGCUCAAUCUACAGCCCUCGUUGGCAGUCACACAUUGGAUAGUAAUAUAUACGGGAAACUACCGACAAAGACAAGGCAACUGUGACAGCCACUUCUGGCUUAUUGGCCGUCGCCAUCCGGUCAUACGCAACCCCAGCUCUGUGGGACCUGGGAUUCGAACCCUGGUGUAUUCGUUAUUGAGCGUUUGUAAGUUCGGAGCUCCACCAUUGGGCCACGCGCCCGUUGUCCUGUCAGUUGUGAUCGGGAAUACUUACUGUCGUAGGAGGGUUACUCACUGCGGCUCAAUGAUAAACCGAGGACUCUAGAUGAUGUCAUAAGGAGCGACGGGACGAGUGUGUCCUCGUAACCCGACCGUCAAACUGCCGUUCAAUCACACCGCUUUUUUUCAAAGCACUCGACCAGUAGCUUAGUCACAUGAUGUCCAAGUCACGUGUUCGUCCAUAUACUCGGGAAGCAAUGUGGUGGUCGCAUCGUAGAUGACCAGCUAUGACAUAUUCAACAAUGAAUAACCUAUCUCCGUCCCUCACGCACGUAUUCAUUGCAUACUAUAUUUCGUGUAGGUGGAAAGGACCUACACACGAUCCGGCGAUUCCCUUACAAUGCAUGUCAGAAUGGCUACCACAAACGAUGAUGAGUUGACAGAACAUGUGCACAUUAACUAUGUGCCAGACGUCACUUCGGAGUAG